GGUGUGUCAAAGAUCCAUUCAGCAGCGCAAUGUGGGGGAUGGCGCGCAUCGAUGAGUGGAAACCGGUGAUCGCAAUGCUGGUCUUCGACCUCAUCUCUGCCGUGACAACGGCCCUGAUCAAGGCGGCGCUUGAAGAGGGACUCGACCGUCUGGUGCUCAUCACGCUGCGUCAACUGGUGGCCACGGUCUUCCUUUCUCCGAUCGCAUUUUUCAAAGAACGGAGCACAAGGCCUAAGCUCACACUGGAGAUCCUGGUGUACCUCUUCUUCAGCGCAGCGUUAGGCGCCGCGCUCUCUCAGUACACCUUCUUCUUCCCAUUUUAA
Molecule: messenger RNA, 323 nt
Organism: Triticum aestivum (bread wheat)
Lineage: Eukaryota; Viridiplantae; Streptophyta; Magnoliopsida; Poales; Poaceae
Product: WAT1-related protein At4g01440-like
Exons: 3
Coding region: 30-323 (97 amino acids)
Cellular component (GO): membrane
Molecular function (GO): transmembrane transporter activity
Source: RefSeq, a predicted model, not a curated record